Molecule: messenger RNA, 3909 nt
Organism: Oldenlandia corymbosa var. corymbosa
Lineage: Eukaryota; Viridiplantae; Streptophyta; Magnoliopsida; Gentianales; Rubiaceae
Source: the annotation of a GenBank genome assembly
AUGUUUUCUCCUGGAACACGGAAGGCCAACUAUGGCAGAAAGGAUCAAAAUGCGAACGACACGAGUAAUGUAGCAUCAAGAAGGUCUAAGCUAACUGUUGCUGCUGAUAAUGAUGCUUUGGCAUCACCGAAGACGCCGUUUCAAGAAAGCCGUGUUGUUCCUAAUCGGCCGUCCACCGGCACUCCGGCUCCUUGGGCAGCCUCUCGCCUCUCUGUCGUAGCUAGGAUCCCCCCUGUGAAGAGAACUGAAAAGGCUGAAGAUGUGGACCUUAUUAAACCUGUAUUUGUUGGAGAAUUCCCUCAAGUUCUACGUGACGAGCAACAAGCAGCUUUAAUGGCAAAACAAUCUCCUGGUGAGUUGUUCAUCUCUGGAGGAUUGGACAAGGAAACAUUGCUUGCUUGGGUAUUAAGCAGAAAUAAGUUGUUUAUCUGGAGUUACUUGUUUCCUACAGCUUCGAGAAAGUGCAUUGUUCUUGAUCUUCCUUCCAAUAUUUUCGGAUCUGGAGAUAGCAGCAGAAGUUCUUUGGGUUCUACUGAUUGGUUAAUAUGUUUUCUUGACUGGGAUAGCUUAAAUCGAAAUAGUCAUAACAUCAUCACACAAUGUAAUUCAGCUGGCAUCAUUUUGUGCAAUAGAAAAGCUCGAAUUCUUUUGUAUUGGCCAGAUAUCUAUUCUGAUGCUGGAAGCCCUCCAAUUGUGAGUUAUGCUCUUCCCGAGGAGUCAAGCUCCUUAUCAAGCUCCUUUACCUCUUUGAUAGCAACUCCAAUUCCUGGUGCCCCCCAUGUUUGUAUAUCCCUAGCUUGUAGUUCCAAUGGUGAGUUAUGGCAGUUUUCUUGCAGCCCCUCUUCCAUUGAAAGGAAAAAGGUGUACAAGGACACAACUUAUCUAGGCACUGAUGCCUGUCAUUCAGUUCGAAGCAAGGGGUAUCCGAGGUCGUUAACAUGGCACUCAUUGAGACCAUCUGAUGAAAGUAAAAGACAAUUUCUUUUGUUGACGGAUCGUGAGAUACAGUCCUUUUCAGUUCAAUUUACACCUGGUUAUAAUGUAUCUAAGCACUGGUCUCAUGAAAUCAUUGGGUCUGAUGGUGAUCUUGGGAUCCAGAAGGAUCUAGCAGGGCAGAAGCGCAUCUGGCCUCUGGAUCUACAGAUUGACAAUGAUGGGAAGGUUAUUACUAUUCUUAUUGCUAUCUUUUGUAAAGAUCGAAUCACCAGUUCAAGCUACACAGAGUAUUCACUUCUGAUCAUGCAAUAUAAAUCUGGAGUUGAUGUCACUGCAGAGUAUGUGAAUCCAACGUGUGAGAGGGUUUUGGAGAAAAAAGCUCCGAUCCAGGUAAUAAUACCCAAAGCAAGAGUAGAAGAUGAGGAGGUCUUAUUUUCAAUGAGGUUGAAGAUUGGUGGUAAGCCAGCGGGUUCUGUCAUUAUACUUUCCGGAGAUGGAACUGCUACAGUGUCCCAUUACUGGAGAACUGCCACGCGUCUUUACCAGUUUGAUCUCCCGUAUGAUGCUGGAAAAGUUCUUGAUGCUUCAGUUUUCCCUUCUUCAGAUGAUGGUGAAGAUGGAGCCUGGGCUGUCCUCACAGAGAAAGCUGGAAUCUGGGCGAUCCCUGAGAGGGCUAUUCUACUUGGUGGUGUUGAGCCACCUGAACGAAGCUUGUCGCGGAAAGGGAGCUCUAAUGAAAGAGUUUCACAAGAGGAGAGGAAGAAUCUCUCUUUUGCUGGUAAUUUUCCUCCCAGAAGGGCUAGCUCAGAAGCAGGAGAUGCUGGUGAUAGACAUCGGGCACCAUUAGCUGGAAUUGGACGGCGAAGUGCUCAAGAUGAAGAAUCGGAAGCAUUGCUGAAUCAGCUUUUCAAUGAUUUUCUCUUGUCUGGUCAAGUUGAAGGGUCACUUGACAAACUAAAACAUUCUGGAGCCUUUGAGAGAGAGGGUGAAACAAAUGUUUUUGCGAGAACGAGCAAAUCUAUCGUGGAUACCUUAGCUAAGCAUUGGACGACAACCAGGGGUGUGGAGAUUGUGGCUCUCUCAAUUGUGUCUGCUCAGCUGAUGGAGAAGCAGCAGAAGCAUGAGAAGUUUCUUCAGUUCCUUGCUUUAUCCAAGUGUCACGAUGAUCUGUGUACUCGACAGAGACUGUCAUUGCAAAUCAUCUUGGAACAUGGGGAAAAGCUCUCCGGAAUGAUUCAACUGAAGGAGCUACAGAAUACUAUUUGUCAGAGCCAUGGAAAUGGAGUUGGGUCUUACACACGUUCAGAGAGUCAGCUAUCUGGUGCUCUUUGGGAUCUUAUCCAGUUUGUUGGUGAGAGAGCCCGCAGGAAAACUGUUCUUCUGAUGGACAGAGAGAAUGCUGAAGUGUUUUACAGCAAGGUUUCUGAUAUCGAGGAGUUGUUUUACUGCCUAGAGAAACAUCUUGAUUGCAUAAUUGGUGAAGAUAUGCCUGUAACAUUGCAGUUUCGUCGAGUUUGUGAACUUUCUAAUGCAUGUGUGAGUAUAUUUUACUCUUCAGUGGAGUACAGAAGUGAGCAUCACCUCUGGUAUCCUCCUCCAGAUGGCUUGACACCAUGGUAUUGCCAUUCUGUUGUUCGGAGUGGCAUGUGGAGCAUCGCUUCUUACAUGCUUCGGCUUUCGAAUGAGGCAUCUCAUCUAGAAGAUGCCACCAAAUCUGACUUUUAUUCACAUAUGGAAGCCCUCACUGAAGUACUACUUGAAACAUAUACUGGUGCUAUAACAGCAAAAUCAGAACGUAAUGAAGUACAGAGAAGCUUACUAGAUGAGUACUGGAGAAGGAGAGAUGAACUUCUUGACUCUCUACACAAACAAGUGACAGGUUUCUUCCAGGAUUCAAGUGGAGGAACUGAAGGACAAAAUGGUGACAUCCUUAGAAAGCUGGCUUCUAGGUUGUUGUCUAUUGCAAAAAGGCACGAGGGUUAUCAAACACUCUGGAAUAUAUGCUGUGACUUAAAUGAUGCUGAUCUGCUUCGGAAUUUCAUGCAAGAGAGUGUCGGGCCAAAAGGUGGAUUUAGCAACUUUGUAUUCAAGCAGCUUUAUGACAGCAAACAAUACUCCAAAGUCCUGAGAUAUGGAGAGGACUUUCCAGAUGAGCUUGCUAUAUUCUUGAAGCCGCAUCAAGACCUUCGUUGGCUUCAUGAAUUGUUUCUUAAUCAGUUUUCUGCUGCUUCUGAAACUCUUCAUUUGCUAGCUCUGUCCCAGGAUAACUCUCAGGCUAAUGAGGAAGCUGAUGUUAAUCACAUAGAAUGCGGAACAUCCCUGGCAGAAAGGAAACGUUUUCUAAAUCUUUCAAAGAUUGCUGCCAUGGCAGGAAGAGACACUGAUUACCUUACAAAGGUGAAGCGCAUCGAAGCAGAUUUAAAUAUGCUGAAAGUGCAGGAAGAAAUUUCAGUACUCUGUUCUGACAUUGAUGAAAUGCAAAAGGUUGGUAAUGACAUUCGUCCUCCAGUAGACCUUAUUAAUCUGUGCCUCAAAAGCCAGAACAGGGUGCUUGCCUUGAGAGCAUUUGAUGUCUUUGCCUGGACGAGCUCUUCAUUCAUCAAGCGCAACACCAGUCUCUUGGAGGAAUGCUGGAAGAAUGCUGCGAAGCAGGAUGAUUGGGAAAGAAUCCAUCAGUUAUCAGUUUCCGAGGGAUGGACUGAAGAGGAAACCUUGCAUGCUCUUGAAGAAACAGUUCUUUUCCAAGCUUCCUGUAGGUGCUAUGGACCCGAAUCGAAAUCCUUUGAUGGUGGAUUUGACAUUUUCCCACCGCGAGUAGAGAGUCAGGAAUUGCCAUAUUCUGGGGAUCUAUGUUCAACAGUGGAAUCAAUCCUGAUGCAGCAUAAAGAUUUUCCGGUUGCAGGCAAAUUGAUGCUGACUGCAGUUAUGUUGGGUGUUGGAAUCGUCGAGGAGGCCCCUUCCCCGAUGGAAUGA